Molecule: messenger RNA, 3070 nt
Organism: Stegastes partitus (bicolor damselfish)
Lineage: Eukaryota; Metazoa; Chordata; Actinopteri; Pomacentridae
Product: serine-rich coiled-coil domain-containing protein 2-like
Exons: 15
Coding region: 388-2982 (864 amino acids)
Biological process (GO): microtubule bundle formation
Cellular component (GO): microtubule cytoskeleton
Molecular function (GO): microtubule binding
Source: RefSeq, a predicted model, not a curated record
GGACGACUAACGGCCCACUAACGGCCCACUAACGGCCGUUCUGUGACCUUGCUACCGGACCGCAGAGGAACCGGGCCGUGGUGCCCGUCGGGCCGAACCCCGGCGCUGCUGCUCGGUGUGUCGGUCGGUCGGUCUGUCGGUGGAGGCCGGAGCGUCGUCCUUCUCCCCCCGCAGCCUCCGGACGGUUUCACCGCCGCUCACCGGGACUCUUUCCGGUCCGUCGGCUUUUAUCAGAAUCUCUCCGGUUGGAUUUUACCGCAACCCGCUCGGACCGACGCCGGCGGCUCCGUCCCGCCGCCCUCCGCCGCCUCAUUUCCGCAUUCGGAUGCUCCGUUUGCCGGCAGCUGCUGUCGCUCAGUGUCUCCAUGGUGAAGGGGGCGUGGCCUGAUGUCAGCCCCGCCUCUCGUAGACCCUCCCACCAUCACCAUGCCGACCAUGGUUUCUAGGCUGCCCAAGUUCGGCUCGCGGCCCAGAUCUCAGACGGCUCCGGCUGCGUCCGGCGCCGCCCCUGCUGCCAGCACCCGCCUCACCAACGGGUUCUACCACCAUCCCGGACCGGUGGGGGUCAACGGCACCGUCACGGCGCCGCCCUCCGCCGUCCGGCAGAACGGCUUCAUCAGAGUGCCGAGUUCCUUCCCCGCGAAAUGGAGGAAGGAGGGCGGAGCGACGGAGGACGGGGAGGCGAAGAACGUCCCGCAGCCGCCGUCACCGCAGGGCAAAAAGGCAACCACGCCCCCUCCAGGAAAGGGGCGUGGCUUCGGCCAACCUGCGACAUCAUCCUCGCCAUCGCCACAGUCGAGCCCCAGAACUCUGCCUGCUUCUAAAAGUGGCUCCAGACUGAGCCCGCCGGCGUCCGGACUCCCCAAACGGACCCUGAACGGCGUUUCCAAGCCUCGAGGCACCCUCAGGCAGCCGCAGGGUUUUGGUCGACCCGGCGGUUCCAGGCCCAGUUCUGGUCCUGGAUCUCGGUCCGGGUCGCCCCUCCAGAAGAAGGCAUCGGCCAGCCGCUCGUACUCCAGCGACAGCCUUGGCUCCGCCCCCUCCGUCCAGCUGACCGAGAACGACCGCUUUCGCUCGCGGAGCCUCACCCAGGUCCGACGGCAGCCCUCCCCCACCCUCACCCCCUCCCCUACCUCCUCCUCCCCCACCGUCGCCCGCUACCAUGGCAACAAGGCGUCCUCUGCCCAGGCUCCGCCCAGAAAACCACCAGAGGGAGGAGCUCGAGGUGGGGGAGGGGUCAAAGGGAGGUCAGGCGUCCCCUCCCUCCUGCCUCCAGCGGCCUUGAAGAAGCCCCUCCUACCCAGCCUUGGCCCCGCCUCCAAGCCCAGCGGCAUCAGCUAUAAGCUGUCCCGCCCGUCACUCAUGAAGCAGUCCCGCCCCCUCCGAGUGACUCCGACCAAUGAGAGUGGAGGUGAAAUAAACCGAGGACUAAAUGGACGGAGAGACUCGGUGGAGACGCCGUCGACCACAGAGAACAGCCCCGAGAACUCCCCCGAUGCUCCAGACCCAGAGGGGCUGUCUGCCGAGCCCGUGUUCCAGGGAGAGGUGUCCAUCGUGGGGGAGACGCUGGAGGACAUGUCCCUGUCCUCCACCUCGUCUCUGGACAGAAACGACACCAGUCAGGAGUACAUGGACGACUUCGACAACCUCGGUAACGGAGGCGUCGGCAUUCUGCUGCUCUCCUCCAAAAACGACGAGGAAGACUCAGGGCUCGACCAAUCGUGUUCCAGGUUCAAUGACGACAAGCCGGCCGCUGUCAACGGCGUCACCAAGGCGACGGCGCUGUGUUUCCUGGAGGACGGCUUGGAUUGGACCGGCGUCAGACUGGACGGUGAACGAGGAGAGCAUCGGCUGACCCGCAGGAGGAGGUCCAGUCACCCAGAAUACCACGAGCAGGGCGGCUCGUCCUUGGACUUGUCCCCCUCCGACAGCUGUGGUUCCGGUGGGACCUACAUGUGGGACGAGGAGGGUCUGGAGCCACUAGGGGGCGCCGCCACCACCGCCUCCAUCCACACCAACAGCAACACCACCCACCACAUCGGGAGCUUCGACUCCGACCUCAACAGCAUCGACAUCCUGAACAACCUGGACUGUGAUCUGGCCGACGAUGACCUCAUGCUGGACGUUGAUUUCCCAGAAGAUGCUUCUCUGCACACCGACGGAGAUGUUCUGCCCCACAUGGCCCAGUGGAGGAGGAGGCAGCUCUGCUGGGGAACGCAGGACGUCCACAACGACAACGACAGCCUCAGUGACUUUCAGUGCUACAAGCUGACCGAGGAUCCUGGAAACAAGAGGAUGGACUCGACCACCGACGGAGAUCUGAUCCUGGAUCUGUGUUCCAGCAGGUCAGUCAGCAGGUCGGCCUGCUUGUCUCCUGGUUCUCCCAGCUUGGGUCUGGAUGUGGAGGAGCUGGCUGAGGACUGCUCGGCGGUCCGGUCCCAGCUGGAGUAUCUGCAGAGGCUGCUGCUGCAGGAGGACGACAUGGACGACGACACUCUGACCACCGACACGCUGAGUCCGGAAACCGUCGACUCGUCCCACAGCGCCGACUCUCAGGUCCAGGCUCUUCUGCAGGAGGUCCAGCAGCUCAGGGAGGAGCUGAGGAGUCGAGACCGGACCAUCGCACAGCUCACGCUGCAGCUGACCGUUCCCACGGUAACCGCCAGGUGUCGUUGCCAGGAGACGACAGGAAGGAUGGAUCAGCACACGCAGACGAGUGUGACGGAGAGAGAGAGCGUCGCCUCGCAGACGCCGUGGAGGGAUCACAGCGCCUUCCCUCCGUUUCCUUUCCUCUCUCCUCCUUGGCAGUAUCAGCGCUCCAGGCCUUACAGGAGGCCGAAGCCCAGCAUCCCCUCACACCUCGCUAGGAAGAUCACAGAUACUUCACUCCUCCAAUCAGGAAGACCAGGAACCACUGAUGCCGCCGCCGCCGCCACCACCGCACCCCCAAGCUCCGCCUCCAGCCUGCCGCGCCCCCGCUGACAGACUCCCCACGCCGCCGGGAGCAGAGGAUGAUGGGAAACCAGAGGAGAAAGUUGACCGGAGAGCCAGAUCCCUGCUGCCCCCCCAG